AUUUAAUUCUCAAAAGUAAUCGCCAUUCAGAUGAGGUUAAUGUGUCGUCGCGCACACUUGCAAGUGUCGCAGACCAAGUGUUUGACAUGCGAGUCAUCACGCGAAAGUCGUUACUACGACAUCAUGACCCCACACUUUACAAAUGCCUCGGCGCUUUCAAAGCUGACUGAAUUCAAGUAUAGAUUUGCGGGGAAAAUGUAAUCACGUCGGCCCUUAGCGGGGUGGAUCUUCUGUCUAUAUUUCCUGACUUUUUGCGAUCUUCUCUGCUCUUCUCCGUGCUUUGAUUGAGGAGAUUCAGCGAGACACAAUAUCACCAUGGCUGAUCCUAAGAACAAUGCGAAUUCACGAUUAACGCAGAUCACCGACUUCUUGACCAUGAACAAGACUGCGAACACGAUCCCGUGGGAUCCGGAUUCCACUAAAUUUCCCACCAGGCAAGAGCUCCCAGAUAUCCCCGGAGCACCCAAGGAAGCUGCAUGGACCUGGGGCCCGGAUGACAAUAUCGGUCGACUGAACCUUCUCACGCCCACACGCGUAGCUGCCGCAGCUAAAGAGAUUCGAUCCGGUGAAAUCGUCCCCGUCAACCUUCCGCUGAACGUUCCCGGCCAGCCCGCCUUCGGCCGUGAGGUGUUUAAGCAUGAAAUCAAGACUGUAGUCGAAGGAAUCGUAUACGAUGACCUCUACCACAUGAACACACAAUCCGGCACGCAGUGGGACGGGUUCCGACACUUCGCCCAUAUCCCCACAGGAUCCUUCUAUAACGGCACCAAAGGCUCCGACAUAGCCGGCCCGGCCGCAAACCACAAAUGUUCUAUCCACCACUGGGCCGAGCAUGGUGUUGCAGGGCGUGGUGUGCUGCUUGAUUACAGGGGAUAUGCGCAUAAGAAGGGUAUCAACUAUGAUCCGUACGACUACUACCCGAUCUCAUGGGAGGAACUUUACCAGUGUGGAAAGGAUCAAGGGAUUGACAUCAGACCUGCGGCGCAGGGUGGUGAUAUCAAGAUCGGUGACCUAUUGUUUAUUCGAUCGGGCUGGAAAGAGGCUUACGAUAGUAAGUCGGACGAGGACAGGACGAAGGCUGCGACGAGACAUGGGCCAAAUGGGGAUCCCGAUAUGCGGUUCGCGGGCGUCAGCCAGGAACAGAAGAUCCUGGAUUGGCUGCAUGACUGCUAUUUUGCGAGUGUGGCGGGCGACGCGCCUGCGUUUGAGGCGUGGCCUACGCAUGAAGAUUACCAUCUACAUGAAUACAUUUUGGCGUUAUGGGGAAUGCCGCUUGGUGAGAUGUUAGAUUUGGAGAAGUUGGCACUGACUUGUAGGGAGAAGAACAGGUGGUUCUUUUUCUUUACCAGUGCACCAGCGAACUGUCCGGGUGGAGUGAGCUCGCACGUCAACGGCACUGCGAUUUUCUAAUAUUGCAGUAUACUAAGAUGAAUCAUAAAUUUCUAC
This is a messenger RNA of Boeremia exigua, 1446 nucleotides long. RefSeq lists its product as uncharacterized. Gene Ontology annotation, molecular function: arylformamidase activity. Lineage: Eukaryota; Fungi; Ascomycota; Dothideomycetes; Pleosporales; Didymellaceae. The record is from RefSeq and is a predicted model, not a curated record. The transcript is spliced from 3 exons. The coding region runs from base 316 to 1410 and encodes 364 amino acids.